UUAAGGGCUGCUUGAGCAGACACCUGUUAUUCUCACAUUAACCGUCUACCCGAUAAGACACUCUGGAACUUGGAGCUCGCAGUAGCUUUGGAACUUUGGAACUUUGAUUCGUACAAAUAAACAAACAAACAAAAAAACAAAAUGUGUGACGAGGAUGUUGCCGCUCUGGUCGUAGACAAUGGCUCCGGUAUGUGCAAGGCCGGUUUCGCCGGAGACGAUGCCCCAAGAGCUGUCUUCCCAUCCAUCGUAGGAAGACCCCGUCACCAGGGUGUGAUGGUUGGUAUGGGACAGAAGGACAGCUACGUGGGAGAUGAAGCCCAGAGCAAGAGAGGUAUCCUGACCCUUAAGUACCCCAUCGAGCACGGUAUCGUUACUAACUGGGACGAUAUGGAGAAGAUCUGGCAUCACACCUUCUACAAUGAGUUGCGUGUGGCACCAGAGGAACACCCCGUGCUCCUGACUGAGGCCCCCCUUAACCCCAAAGCCAACAGAGAAAAGAUGACACAGAUCAUGUUCGAGACCUUCAACACACCCGCCAUGUAUGUUGCCAUCCAGGCUGUACUCUCCCUGUACGCCUCUGGUCGUACCACCGGAAUCGUCUUCGACUCUGGUGACGGUGUCUCUCACACUGUACCAAUCUACGAGGGAUACGCCCUCCCCCACGCCAUCCUCCGUCUGGACUUGGCCGGUCGUGACUUGACCGACUACCUGAUGAAGAUCCUCACAGAGCGUGGAUACUCCUUCACAACAACUGCCGAGCGUGAAAUCGUUCGUGACAUCAAGGAGAAACUCUGCUACGUUGCCCUUGACUUCGAGCAGGAGAUGCAGACCGCUGCUUCAAGCUCCUCCCUGGAGAAGAGCUACGAGCUCCCCGACGGUCAGGUCAUCACCAUCGGCAACGAGCGUUUCCGUUGCCCCGAGGCCCUCUUCCAGCCAUCCUUCUUGGGAAUGGAAUCUGCCGGUAUCCACGAGACCACAUACAACAGCAUCAUGAAGUGCGACGUGGACAUCCGUAAGGACCUGUACGCCAACACUGUCCUCUCCGGUGGUUCCACCAUGUUCCCCGGCAUCGCCGACAGGAUGCAGAAGGAAGUCACAGCCCUUGCCCCACCCACAAUGAAGAUCAAGAUCAUCGCUCCCCCAGAGAGGAAGUACUCCGUAUGGAUCGGUGGCUCCAUCCUUGCCUCCCUGUCCACCUUCCAACAGAUGUGGAUCAGCAAGCAGGAGUAUGAUGAGUCUGGCCCCAGCAUUGUUCACCGCAAGUGCUUCUAAACAAACUGCCCCCAAAAGGCAUAACCACAGACUUUGAACCACUGGUUCCUUUUAAGUCUCAAUCAUAACACCUUAUUUGAGACUCGUUCAUAACCUUUUACUAAACUUGCUAUGAUCAACAUCAACUCAAAACUGUGCCUGAUAUUUUGUUCACUGCACCAGACACCUCCCCGUUUUGUUGGCGUAUGCGUCUGUUCUAUAAAAAAAAUAUUAUAACACAUGGGCUUUAAAAAGAAGUAACUGCGGCCCGACACUUUAACUUAUACUAAACAAACAAACUCUUUUGAGUUAUAGUUACAUUUGGUACUAAUUGCAAAUAAAACUGAAAUGUCGCUGAAACAACAACUUGCAAAAAAAACACCUUCUAAACCGACAUUUCUGUUGCGGUUUGCAAAGAGUUGUUCUGAUGAAAAUUGGCUCUAGAAAAAAACAAAUUGGUUAAAUUAUAAACAAACUCUUGCAAUAUCUAUCUCUGCAGUUGGCCGUGUAUACGGUCACUGUGGGUUGGUUUUGUAUGAAAGAUAAACAGAACAACUCUGAGCUACGCAAAAAAAGUUAUUUCUCGUAACUUGAAAACUUGUAUAUUUAGAUAAAUUUUGUUACUGGUGAAGGCAAUCGUUUAAUUUGUGUACUAUUUUGACUGUUAGCAGGACACGAAUGUUGCUAUGGCCAAAAAAUAAAACAGUGUAAUUUCUUUGUAA
Asterias rubens (European starfish) is the source of this 1973-nucleotide messenger RNA. Its product is annotated as actin, cytoplasmic. The transcript is spliced from 5 exons. The coding region runs from base 142 to 1272 and encodes 376 amino acids. The record is from RefSeq and is a predicted model, not a curated record. Lineage: Eukaryota; Metazoa; Echinodermata; Asteroidea; Forcipulatida; Asteriidae.